AAAGGGAGGAUGAGAGAGGGAGGAGGAGGAGAGGUGGAGUUCCCUGUCUUUUCUGGGAUAAAAGAGGUGUGAAGCCUCAGAGAUUUCCUGCACAGAGACACCAACGCUGCUGCUACAGGAUUAAUACGAUUAUUUCUACACUUAUUAAGAGUUUUUCUCUGACAGUGCUUAUCGUAGUAUGUGUAGCUGGGAGGACUUUUUUAUAGAACCAGACACUAUAAUUCAUUUUUAUGAUACUUCCCACACAGUCGUUACAGCGCUUGAAGCAGUCUUAAUGUAGUUCUUUGAGUGUAUGAAGCGUUGAUAUGUGCUUUUAUAGGUAGCCUUAUUGUAGCAGGUGAGUCAGCAACAGCACUACGUAAAUUGAAUUUGUUACUGAAGGUGUAAAAAAAAUAAAAGAGUCCAAACAGAAAACAACAGAGACCAGGACAAUGGGGAAUUAUGAGGAGUCAGUUUCAUUUUUGGGGAAGUGGGGCUCGUUCCAGAGGAGGGUCUUCUUCCUGCUCUGUCUCACCUCCAUCCCCAGUGGAUACAACAUCCUGUGCGUCAUGUUCCUGCUGGCAAGCCCCCCACAUCACUGCCACAUCCCCAUCCACAGCAAUCUGAGCCAGGACUGGACCCAGGCCAUCAUCCCAGUGCAGAUGGAGGCCGGGCAGCUGGAGCGGAGCAGUUGCAGCCGGUAUGAGCUGGACCAGGUGCAGAAUCUGUCUGCACUGGGAACAACGCCCAACCUGGGUCCAGCCUACAACAUGUCUGGAUCAGGUCCAGAGGUUCUCGUGUCCGGCCUGAAGCAGGAGAGCUGUAAAGAUGGGUGGACCUACAGCUCUGAGUACUACGAGUCCACUGUGGUCACUGAGUUUAACCUGGUGUGUAACGACCAAUGGAAACAGCGUUUAACUUCCCUUGCAUACUUCCUUGGAGGACUGAGUGGAUGCAUCGUGUCUGGACAAAUCUCUGACCGCUUUGGCAGGAAGCCUGUCCUCUUCAGUGCCAUUGCCAUGCUCAGCAUCUUCAGCAGUGCCUUGGCCUUCGCUCCCUCCUGGCCUAUCUUCACCUUUCUCUUUUUCAUGAUGGGUGUGGGUCAGAUCUCCAGCUACAUAGCUUUGUUUGUACUAGGCUCAGAGAUCCUGGUAGGUUCAUCCAGAGUGCUCUUCUCAGGCCUCUGCUUACCUGCUUUCUACGUCUUGAGUAUGAUGUUGCUGCCCGGCACUGCCUACCUGGUCAGGAGCUGGAGGCACCUGUCCCUCAUCAUGACUGUGCCCGGCCUGGCUUGUAUGCCUUUCUGGUGGUUGAUCCCAGAGUCUCCUCGCUGGUUGGUGUCUUGUGGCCGUUUUCAGGAAGCAGAAGUCCUGCUGCGGUUGGCAGCGCUGGAAAACCGAGUAGAAGCUCCUCAGGUUAUCUUCCUCUCAGCGAAGGUUGAAAAAGCAGAAAGCCAGAAGGUUGAGUCCCUGAGCUUCCUGGACCUGCUCAGGACCACAAACAUUAGAAGUAUCACACUGAAGCUGUGGCUCAUCUGGUUUUCUUUGAGUGUGAGCUACUUUGGACUCACAUUUAACUUGUCUACUCUCAAUGGAAACCCCUUCCUGAACUUCUUCCUGUUGUCGUUUGUUGAGCUUCCUGCGUACCUCGCUAGCUGUUUGGCAGCUCGAAGUCUACCUCGCCGCUGGUGCUAUGUAGGCUUCACUCUGAUAGGGGCGCUGGCUCUGCUCCUCAUUCAGAUCACUCUACACAGUUAUCCAGCUGUCACCUUGACUCUUGUGCUGCUGGGUAAAUUUGGUAUUCUUGCCGGCACCGGGGUGUUGUACAUCUUUACUGGUGAGCUGUUUCCCACAGUCAUCAGGAACACAGCCAUGUCGUCCUGUGCCAUGUUCUCCAGAGUGGGGUCUGCUGUUUCUCCGUACCUGCUGGAUCUAGCUUUCUUCUAUCAGUUCCUGCCGUGGAUCGUUGUCGGGUCUCUGUCACUGCUCAGUGUUCUGCUCUGCUUCUUCCUGCCUGAGACCUUCAUGCAGCCGCUGCCUGACACCAUCCAACAGAUGGCGGCCACACAGCGGUUGGAGUGGCCAUGGUCCUCAACACCUCCUGAAAAAGAUGAUGGGAAAUCAUCAAAAGAGAUGACCACUGCACCUGAGAUCAUUUGCACAACUCACCUUUAAAAAUCCCCCAAAAAACAAAAGAGAAAGCAAAAGGACAAAACCCUCUCACUUUACCAUGAUGUAUUUUAUAAAUGAGAUGUUUUUCUUUUUGUCAGAAUGGUUGUUUUAAUGUCUGUGACCACCAGAUGACGACACUCCAUCACUGGGAGAGGGUCUGCAGAGCAUCCCGUGAUGCAUUCACUGACACCUUGGUACAGUAACACAAAUAGGUGAUAGAUCUUGGUCUUUUAAAGUCUUUCUUUUUCAGCAGGGACAGACUGCUGUUUUAAAAUGAUCACCAAAGAUAAAGUGAAAAUCAAGACAAAAUCAGUCAGGUCAAAAACUCAUGAUAAGAGGUUUCUUACAGGCACACAGCAGUUUACUUCACUUGUUGUCCAUUUUUGUUUACUGUGACUCAUGGCUGAAGAAAUUGUUGAAGUGAUGGACAAUAAAUAUUAUGAGAUAAUGAUAUAAGCAAAAAUAAAAGUCAAAGGGAAUAUUA
Messenger RNA from Notolabrus celidotus (New Zealand spotty), 2634 nucleotides. RefSeq names its product solute carrier family 22 member 4-like. Gene Ontology annotation, cellular component: membrane. Bases 432 to 2153 code for a protein of 573 amino acids. Gene Ontology annotation, molecular function: transmembrane transporter activity. NCBI's taxonomy places the organism in Eukaryota, Metazoa, Chordata, Actinopteri, Labriformes, Labridae. The record is from RefSeq and is a predicted model, not a curated record. Gene Ontology annotation, biological process: transmembrane transport. The transcript is spliced from 11 exons.